AUGGCGUCGGGGUUGGAGUCCGUUGGGCCUGAGAACUCAGUCCUAACCAUGAGCCCUGGGGAGGGCAGCGACCAAGUGGUGACCAUACCACCUGGCGACAUGCCGGCGACAGCGACCCUGAAGAGCGCGGCUUCCCCGGUGCGGUCGGUGGUGGCCUCGCCUCGCCCUGUGAAGGGAAAGGCCGGCCGAGAGGCAGCCCGCUGGAGGCUGCAGCUCAUUUCCGGUUCUCAGGUGGCGCGUAAGACAGCGGCGGCCCAGGAGGAGGACAGGGAGCCUCUUCCCUUGGUGCCUGAGGAGGAUGAGGAGGAGGCGCAGCCGUUGCCCCCAGUCUGCUUGUACCCCAUGAGGGGGAUGUGGCGGGACGAGAAGGUGGCCCUUUACUGCGAUGAGGUGCUGCAGGGCUGUAAGGCAGAAGAUGCCGAUGAAGCUAUGAGCAAAUACCUAUUAGAAAAAUUAAAAUUGAAAGAUAAAUGGCUUGGAGUCUGGAAGACUAAUCCUGAAUUAUUCUUUGUGAAAUAUGAAGAAACAUCUAUCCCUUUUGUUGGUAUACUGGUUGAGGUAACUUGUAUACCACGCCAGAGUUCAUCAUCUUGGUUCAAAGUUACUGUUUCUCUUGCUGAGCCUUUUUCUUCUAACAUUGCAAAUAUUCCAAGGGAUUUGGUUAAUGAGAUUUUGGAAGAAAUGGAGCAUAGUGUACCUCUCUUGGAAGUGGAUCCUGUUGAAGGACAAGAUUCUGAAAUACAUGAGAUUGCUCUAGCCCUGGAAGUUGUAAGGUUUUUUUAUGACUUUCUUUGGAGAGACUGGGAUGAUGAAGAAAGUUGUGAAAAUUAUACUGCUCUUAUUGAAGAAAGAAUUAGUUUGUGGUGUGAUAUACAGGAUGGAACAAUACCUGGUCCUAUUGCACAUCGCUUUAAAAAAACUUUGGAGAAAUAUAAAAAUAAGCGUGUAGAACUCAUCGAGUACCAGAGCAACAUUAAAGAAGAUCCAUCUGCAGCAGAAGCUGUUGAAUGUUGGAAAAAGUACUAUGAGAUAGUAAUGCUUCGUGGAUUAUUGAAAAUGUGGGAAGAUUUACGCCUUCGAGUUCAUGGACCUUUCUUUCCAAGAAUUUUGAGGCGUAGAAAAGGAAAAAGAGAUUUUGGAAAAACUAUAACACACAUUGUAACAAAAGUGAUGACUACUGAAAUGGUAAAGAACUUAUCUUCAGACACACUUAUCCAACAGCAUAAUGAUUUGGAUUUGGCUUUGGACAGCUGUUAUAGUGGUGAUACAAUAAUUAUUUUUCCAGGAGAAUAUCAAGCUGCAAAUCUUGCUUCAUUGACUGAUGACAUCAUUAUAAAGGGAGUUGGAAAUAGAGAAGAAAUUAUUAUUACUUCCAAACCUUCCCAUGACAGUUUUAUCGUGUCUAAAGCUGACAAUGUGAAACUAAUGCAUCUAUCUUUGAUACAACAAGGAACAGUCGAUGGUAUUGUGGUUGUAGAGUCUGGUCACAUGACUCUAGAAAACUGUAUAUUAAAAUGUGAAGGAACAGGAGUAUGUGUUCUUACAGGGGCUGCUUUGACAGUUACAGACAGUGAAAUUACUGGUGCCCAGGGUGCUGGUGUUGAGCUUUAUCCUGGGAGCAUGGCCGUUUUGGAAAGAAAUGAAAUUCAUCACUGUAAUAACCUCAGAAUCAGUGACAAUUCGAAAACUACCUUAGGUGGAGUUAAUAUGAAGGUUCUUCCAGCACCCAAGUUGAAGAUGACUAACAAUCAUAUAUAUAACAACAAUGGCUAUGGAAUAAGCAUUCUUCAACCAACUGAACAGGUUUUUAUUGUAACAGAAGAAGCCCUUAGAAAAGGGGCUGCCUCUGGAGACAAAAAAGAUGAUAAUAUGCUCUCCAAAGUAAUGCAAAACCUAAAUUUGGAAAUUAAUAAUAAUAAAAUAGAAGCAAAUGUAAAGGGGGAUAUCAGAAUAGUCACAAGUUAAAGCAUCUGUUUUAAUAUUGUUUUAUAUUUCUGAUAUUUAUUUACCAAAUAAUUCUCAUAUGCCAUAUAAAUUGUAGUUUAAAUAAAUUCAAAGCUUAUUUCAUUUUAAAAUAUUUCAACAU
Molecule: messenger RNA, 2086 nt
Organism: Elephantulus edwardii (Cape elephant shrew)
Lineage: Eukaryota; Metazoa; Chordata; Mammalia; Macroscelidea; Macroscelididae
Gene: SHCBP1L
Product: SHC SH2-domain binding protein 1-like
Exons: 10
Coding region: 1-1965 (654 amino acids)
Biological process (GO): male meiosis cytokinesis; spermatogenesis
Cellular component (GO): meiotic spindle
Source: RefSeq, a predicted model, not a curated record